Austrofundulus limnaeus is the source of this 4332-nucleotide messenger RNA. RefSeq names its product supervillin d (gene svild). Gene Ontology annotation, cellular component: actin cytoskeleton; cytoplasm. Gene Ontology annotation, molecular function: phosphatidylinositol-4,5-bisphosphate binding; actin filament binding. The record is from RefSeq and is a predicted model, not a curated record. Gene Ontology annotation, biological process: cytoskeleton organization; actin polymerization or depolymerization; actin filament severing. NCBI's taxonomy places the organism in Eukaryota, Metazoa, Chordata, Actinopteri, Cyprinodontiformes, Rivulidae.
UGCCAUGGUUUUGAUGGAGUGAGACAUUGCCAUCAAGGGAGCAGCCACCAAAAAAGUUGGAAACCGUUGUAUUAGAGCAAAUUGCUUUGAAUUCAGUUGCUUAAAUAACACCAAACUACAUAAUGGAUGGAAUAGACACCUUGCAGAGCUCAGCCUCAGAGACUAAGGCUGAACGAAUUGCUCGCUACAAGGCGGAAAGAAGGAGGGAGCUGGCCGAACGCUAUGGCAACACAGAGGAUUUCACCUCCAAAUAUGUCCGAAGGGACAGAAAAAUUGGUGAGACAUCUGAAACAGUGUCUUCAGUUACCAAGGAGAAAGACAAACAUGAGGAUAAUGGAUCAGAACCAUCAUAUACCAGACGGGGCAUCAGAAGUAAAGCGUCGGAAUCUGUGGAGACUGUUGAGGAUAUUCAGGCAACACAGGGAAAUUCUCACCUCAAAAGAGACCCGAUUACGUCAGAGAAUGCCUCCUCUGUAAAGACGUCUUCUCAUUUCAGGCUGCUGGAAAGCGGUGACACAGAGGAGCCUAAGGAUGAAAGGAAACCCGUGGAGUCUGCCAAUCGAAGUGUAACUUCAAAGAUAUCUCAUUUGAUGGACCACGAAAGGACGGAGGAUGGAAGCAGCAGCCAGCGUUGUGGUGACAAACUAAAACAUCAGUGGAACAGCAGCAACGACGAGGAAUCAUCUACUACCAGUCUCCCUAAUGCUAAUAAGGAAAAGGCAAUGGAACAGUCCACAGAUGCAUCUUCCAGGAAGGAGGAGCAAGAACAUGCAGCCAGUUCAGAGGAAAAUCAGCCCUCCAGUUUGCACUCAGAUCGAACUCUUGCUGACUCGCCUCCUUCCAGUCCUCUCUGCCAGUCUGCGUCCUCGCUGCAGCGCCAAGACUCUGGGCCUCAAGGUAUCAAGGGAAUCCUAAAGAAAAGCCGCUCCACCAGUAUUGAGUCGGACCACAGCGACGGCUCCGUGCCCACACGCCUGCCUUCUCGGCAAACCAGCGUCACCCUGAGCCACCCUGAGAGUGAGGAGGAAGAGGAAGAGGUAGAAGAAGAGCUCAGCAGGGAAAGCGACAAUGAGGAUGCGUCAUUAAACAACGAUAUCAUGGAUGGAGGGAGUUACAGCACUGACAGAAGACAGAGGCGCAGCAGCAGCAGCAGCAGCAGCAGAGGGAGUUUUGAGGAGGUGCUAAGCCCCUCGCCUAACGAGAGCCAGGAGAACACCUCAACAAUGUCAGAGGAUGUUGACGAACUGGAAAGCAGUUUGGAUCAGAGUCUCAGCUCAUCGUUUAAACAAAGUAUGGCUUUGUUGACUACUGAGGAUGAUGAAAAGAAAGACAGACUGAAGAAGCCAAAGACAACUGAGCUGAUCCAGACAUCACUGGCUGAUCGCUUCAAUAAGCUCCAGGAUUCUGAAAAUGCCUGGAAGAAAAAGAAGUCCAACGUAGACCUGGCCCCAAAGAGGAAGCUAUCAGAUAGGAUGAAGAGCCUGCAGGAGAAGGAGGAGCAGUGGAAGAACAAAGGCAAAGGAGCAGCCAACGACUCGGUCCAGUUCACCGUGGCUGGACGAAUGGCCAAGAAAGGUCUCGUCUCAACCACAGCAAAGGACGAGUCACCUCUUGCCUCUAUGAAGAAGUCCAACGCCACACCUGUGAAACCUCUCGAGGAAAUCUCCAGCAGAAGUGACGUCAAAGUGGAAGGAGAUAAACGUCUCGACAAGCUGGAGUCCUUCUUAGACAAGCUUCACAAUAAAGGCGUGAGCAAAAACAAGACCUCCACCAUCGAGGUGACGGCAGAGAUGGAAAAGGAGGUGAUGAAGCCGGAUGAUGAGGAGACGUUCGGUAACUUCUACAGAGCCGUUUCCCCCUCUAAGCUCCUAGAGUCCAGUGUGGUUUUAACUGAGGAGGACCUCACUGAGCUUGAGGCCGACACAACAAAGCUCACCUCGGCUGUAGCUGAGCACAAGCGAGCGGUGCGACCAGCCCGAAGGAAUCAGGGCUCCAGGAACCCUCUGCGGGCUCUUGCUGCCCGCAACGACAUCCGGCAAGGUUACACGGAACAAAGGCUCAACGUGGCCUCAGUGGAGACCAAGAGGAUCCAAGUGGAGAGGAGCGUCGGAGAUGGCGUCAUUUGUUCAGGCCAAAAGGGACCUUGGCUGUAAGGCUCCUCAGGUGACGGUGCUGGAGGAGGGCAUCAACACCGAGAGCAGGUGGGCCAAAGAGUUCUGGAGCCUGCUCGGAGGGAAGACCAAAUACAGAGGGGCGGGUGAGCCAGAGGAGGAUGAGCUGUAUGAGAGUGGGGUUCUGGACUCUAAUGGGGUGUACAAACUUGAGGGAGACAAACUUGUGCCCCACGAAGAUGCCUGGGCCUCCAUCCCCAGUGUGACUUUGCUUAAUUCUAAAGAGGUUUUAGUGUUUGAUUUUGGCAGCGAAGUGUACGUAUGGCACGGGAAAGACGUGCCCUUGGGAGACAGAAAAGUGGCUGUCAAACUGGGCAAACAGCUCUACAGUGGCAGCUACGACUACAGCAGCUGCAGAGUCAACCCUUUAGACGCCUCCUGUACAAACACAGAUGUGCCGCAGCAGGGAGAGGGACGUCCCAGCUGGACUUUGUUUGGCCGGCUGUCGGAGCACAAUGAGACGUCCUUGUUCAGAGAGAAGUUCCUGGACUGGGCUGAGAGGAAGAAAGAGGAAACGGCUCCAAUAGAGGAAAUCAAGAGCCCAGACUGCUGCAGCCCGCGCUCCCCGUUUGACAUAGACCUGCAACCAUGUGAUGCAAAAGCUUUACUGGACAAUGAACCGAACCUGGUGAAGACCGUUCUGGAGGGGGUGGACGUCCAGCGGGGCUACGGCUUCGUGAGGACGGAGGAUGGAAGGCAGGCAGAAAUGGCCACGGUGGCUGUGGAGGCCUGGCACAUCAAAGAGCAUGGAGAGGAAGAGCUGCCCGUCGAAAGCCUCGGUCAGCUGCACGAGGCCGACGCCUACAUCAUCCGCUGGAAGUACUCCAUCACUACGCUUGUGGGGAAACGUCAGAAACCCGGAGAGCUGAGCGCCGGAGUUCCUGGACGCGAGAGGACGGCUUGUUUCUUCUGGCAGGGCCACCAGUCCAGCGCCAGCGAGAAAGGAACCUCGGCUCUGAUGACCGUGGAGCUGGGCAGCCACCGGGGGUCACAGAUGUUGGUGACUCAAGGAAAAGAGCCGCCCUGUUUCCUGCAACUUUUUCAGGGAGGUUUGGUCAUCCAUACGGGCAGCAGAGAGGACAGUUCUAACAACACGGGCAGUUGGAGGUUGUUUUGUGCUCGUGGUGAGGUAGAGGUGGAGGCCUCGCUGGUUGAGGUGGCGUGCCAGAGGUCCAGUCUGCGUUCUCGCGCCAGUCUGGUGCUGCUGAACGCUCAGAAAGGCUGUCUCUACCUGUGGCACGGAUGUAAAGCCCAAGCAGGUGCCAGGCUGGUGGCUAAAAGAGCAGCAGAUGAACUAACACAGAGGAGUUGCUCAGAACUGGGACUGAAGAGCAGUGGCAGGUUGAAAGUGGAGGAGGUAGAGGAAGGAUCAGAACCUGCAGAGUUUGAAGAGGCUUUAGGCCCGCGGGACAAGAAGGCUUACGACUGUAUGCUGCAAGAUCCAGGGAAGUACAACUACACGCCUCGACUGUUCCGGCUGAGCGCCAGCUCUGGCAUGUUUGGAUGGGAGGAGCAGCUGUAUUCAGCCAGAGUGACAGAGGGAGUGAUGGCCAUGCCGUUCCUGCAGGAGAACCUCUAUUCUGCACAGCAGCCAGCCUUGUUUUUGCUGGACAACCGCAUGGAGGUGUAUCUGUGGCAGGGCUGGCAGCCUGAAGACACACAGUCCACCGGAUCUGCAAAGAUGCGCUGGGACAACGAGAGGAAGUGUGCCAUGGAGACCGUGCUGCAGUACUGCAAAGAAAAGAAUCCCCGGCGCCCCCCUCUGGCCUACCUUGUCCUCGCAGGCUUUGAGCCGCUGACGUUCACAAACAUCUUCCCAUACUGGGAGAAGGACACCAGCAUCACCUCAAAUCCUGGGAGCUCAAAGAACAAGGUGAUCCUGGUGAAGGACGCUCUGUCCAAACUCAGUAAGCAGCAGUACUCCAUCGAGGAGCUGAGCAGGAAGCCCCUGCCAGAGGGAGUGGACCCUCUGCGCCUGGAGGACUACCUGUCUGAUGAGGACUUUAAGACACUUUUUGAGAUGAGUCGAGUUGAAUUCAACUCCAUGCCAAACUGGAAGCAGCAGAAUCUGAAGAAGAGUAAGGGUUUGUUUUAAAAAAAAACAUAAUGUGCACAGCUUGGUUGUUGUUAUUCUUUUAUUUUUUAUGAGUUUUUUUUUCUU